Equus quagga is the source of this 3348-nucleotide messenger RNA. RefSeq names its product serpin family I member 1 (gene SERPINI1). Gene Ontology annotation, biological process: negative regulation of endopeptidase activity. Lineage: Eukaryota; Metazoa; Chordata; Mammalia; Perissodactyla; Equidae. Gene Ontology annotation, molecular function: serine-type endopeptidase inhibitor activity. The coding region runs from base 128 to 1360 and encodes 410 amino acids. The transcript is spliced from 9 exons. The record is from RefSeq and is a predicted model, not a curated record.
CGAAGGCGCUGCCUGGACUGUAGUUUCCCGGGAGAGACGAGAGCGGAGCGAGUGCAGUCCUGCGAGCAGCUGCUCCAGCAUCCCGCCAGGGGUUGCAGGUGUGUGGGAGGCUUGAAACUAUUCCAACAUGACUUUCCUUGGGCUCUUCUCUUUGGUUGUUCUACAAAGUUUGGCUUUAGGGGCCACGUUCCCUGAUGCAACCAUUGCUGAGUUGUCAGUGAAUAUGUACAACCAUCUUCGAGCCACUGGGGAAGAUGAAAAUAUUCUUUUCUCUCCAUUGAGUGUUACCCUUGCAAUGGGAAUGAUGGAACUUGGGGCCCAAGGGUCUACACUGAAAGAAAUCCGUCAUGCAAUGGGAUAUGACAGCCUGAAAAAUGGUGAAGAAUUUUCUUUCUUGAAGGAUUUUUCUAACAUGGCAACUGCUGAAGAGAGCCAGUAUGUGAUGAAAAUUGCCAAUUCCCUCUUUGUGCAAAAUGAACUUCAUAUCAAUGAUGAGUUUCUGAAAAUGAUGAAAAAAUACUUUAAUGCAGAAGCAAAUCGUGUGGACUUCAGUCAAAAUGUAGCUGUGGCCAACUAUAUCAAUAAGUGGGUGGAGAAUAACACAAAUAGUCUGUUGAAAGAUUUGGUAUCCCCAAGGGAUUUUGAUGCUCUCACUCAUCUGGCCCUCAUCAAUGCUGUCUAUUUCAAAGGGAACUGGAAGUCACAGUUUAGACCCGAAAAUACUAGAACCUUUUCCUUCACUAAAGAUGAUGAAAGUGAAGUCCAGAUUCCAAUGAUGUAUCAACAAGGAGAAUUUUAUUAUGGAGAAUUUAGUGAUGGCUCCAAUGAAGCUGGUGGUAUCUACCAAGUCCUAGAAAUACCAUAUGAGGGAGAUGAGAUAAGUAUGAUGCUGGUAUUGUCCAGACAGGAAGUUCCACUGGCCACUCUGGAGCCAUUGGUCAAAGCACAGCUGAUUGAAGAAUGGGCAAACUCCGUGAAAAAGCAAAAAGUGGAAGUGUACCUGCCCAGGUUCACAGUGGAACAGGAAAUUGAUUUAAAAGAUGUUUUGAAGGCUCUUGGAAUAACUGAAGUUUUCGUCAAAAAUGCAAAUUUGACAGCCUUGUCUGAUAACAAAGAGAUUUUCCUUUCCAAAGCAAUUCACAAGUCCUUCAUAGAGGUUAAUGAAGAAGGCUCAGAAGCUGCUGCCACCUCAGGAAUGAUUGCAAUUAGUAGGAUGGCUGUGCUGUAUCCUCAAGUUAUUGUGGACCAUCCAUUUUUCUUUCUUAUCAGGAACAGGAGAAUAGGUACAAUCCUGUUCAUGGGACGAGUCAUGCAUCCUGAAACAAUGAACACAAGUGGACAUGAUUUUGAGGAACUUUAAGUCAUUUCAUUUGAACAACAAGGAAAAUAGUAACUAAGCACAUUAUGUUUGAAACUGGUAUAUAUUUAAGAUUUGUGUUUUACAGUAUAUCUUAAGAUAGUAUUUAAAAUAGCUCCAGAUAAAAACAAUGUACGUUAAUUAUAAGCCAACUUGUCAAGGAAUGUUAUCAGUAUUUAUUGAGGUAAUAGUCUUGUCACGUCGUUGUGUUUGUUGUGCUGGUAUUUAAAAUAAAAAUACAUAUGGAACAUGUAAACACCUCUGUUUUUCAUUUUAGAAGUUGUAGUAUAAGAUAUCUCCAGGUAAAAUUUGGAAACAGUGAUGUUUCUAAGCAUCUCAAAUCUUUCAUAAUCAUGCAGAAUCAAAACACCAAAGUGAAUUAGCAUUAUACACAUAUAUAACAAGCAACAGCAAGCGAGAAGAAGACAAAUCUCAAGUGAGGUGAAGAAUUUUGUGUAUUCCGCAAAAAUUAUAAUUGUUAUUUCUCUAAAAAUGACGAACAGUGUAGAAAAAAGAAUACAGACUGAACAUCUUAUGUAUGGCUCCAUGACAAAACUUGUUAGAAAGAAGAUAGGGCUAUGCAAACCCAUAGAUUAUAGCUAUAAUAAAUUGUUUACUGUGUCUUUAAAAAUCCACUUGUCUUCAUAAACUUGAUGUAGAUUGCAAGCCUGGAAUAUCACCAUGUUUUGCUGCUGCAAGUAAAAUCCAGACUACAGCAAAGUUCCCAAAAGUCCCAAAAUAAGCCAUAUGAGCAAAUUAAUAAUGAAAAUAUACCCUUUGGUAUGUCACCAGAGAAUUAACUAGAAAAACCACACUAAUACAGAUAUUGGAAACUGGCAGAUCACGGACUGAAUGCUGCCCACAGAGGUGUUCUUGUUUGUUCUGUGUGGGGGGUUUUACAUUUUGAACUCGAAUGUGUGUAAUUGGGGUAUCACCUUCCUUGUUUCUCCCGUUGGAUGCCCGAUGACUUCUGGAUGCAUUUGCAUUUGAAACCUCUGGAGAAUACUUUGCAGAAUAAGUACUUUGCAGAAUACAUUAUUCUUAUUUUCUAGCACAAGAAGUAGUCAAUUCCAAUGGGGGCAGGGUCAACUUUUUAAGGUCUCCAGUAAAUUACCUUGCUAUCCUUUGGCUGAAAUAAUGGUAUUCCUUUUGGAGGGGGGAGGAAAAAAGGAAGAAUGAUUUCAUUAUGUUUCAUGGAUGUAAUCAGGCCCAUUUAAGGCCAAACUUUUGAUUCUACAUUUAACAGUUUCAGAAAAAGUUUGAAAUGUUUCAAAAUUUAACGAAAACAGUUUGCAUGACUGUGACUUCUGACUGUCUUAUUUAUGUGUUAGGUAUUUUGCUAUGGUUUGGAACUGUUAACAAGAAUUGAUAUUAUCAUUAACUUUAGUUCUGUUCAAAGGAGUAGUGGUUUGGGGAAACCAGGCCAGAUCCUAGACCUACUGCAUUCUAAACUUUGAGGAAAAACUUGAAAAUCUGCACUUUUUAAUAAGUUCCCUUGGUGAUUUUGUUACACACUAAUCUUGAUUAUUGCUGAAAUAAAGAAUACAUGUGGAAUACUUGUAUACUCCUUGUUUAGAUAUGGUUAAUUUAUAGAAAAUUAGAUCAAUCAACAAAGUAUCCUAAAUCAGUGCUUCUCAAACUUUCUGUGUAAUGUAAUCACCUGGGGAUCUUAUUGAAACUGCAGAUUCCCAUUUAGUAGGUCUGGGUGGGACCUGAGAUUCUGCAUCUCUACCAGUCUCCAAGGUGAUGCCAUUGCUGUUGGUCCAUGGACUCAGGUUGAUAGCAAAACUCUACUUAACAUAAGGUUUGCAUGUUUGAUAUUUUUAUGCAUGGAAACAGAAAAACUGUAUAAUUCAUACAACUUGGAGAGACUUGGGAGAUGGAGUGGUAGUCUACAUUAAAAAUGCAAUGCACUGGGCCAGCCCCGUAUCCUAGUGGAUUAAGUUCAGCACACUCCACUUCGGUGGCCCAGGUUUGGUUCUUCAUCAUGG